Parathielavia appendiculata is the source of this 1845-nucleotide messenger RNA. RefSeq lists its product as uncharacterized. The transcript is spliced from 2 exons. Lineage: Eukaryota; Fungi; Ascomycota; Sordariomycetes; Sordariales; Chaetomiaceae. The record is from RefSeq and is a predicted model, not a curated record. The coding region runs from base 452 to 1423 and encodes 323 amino acids.
GGUCAACAACAGGCUAGGGACGUGACUCACUAAAUAGACAGAGAACCCAAAGGGACUCUGGCGGGAUGAAUUGAUGGCACUCGGUCACUGGUUGGGUCUAGCGGUAUCCCCAGCUGUGGCAGAGGGAGGGGUUAGCUCAAACGCCCCGAUACCUUAGUCGGCACCAAUGGCUCUCGCGGACGGCGGGCAAAACACCUCAUGCCCGGCCGCGUGUUCCGUGGGUAGGGAGCUCAGCUCUAAUCACGUCUGCACAUGAGGGUGAUAAAUCCACAAUCCACGUCGGGGAACUUCAAGGGGAGAGCUUUUCUUGACUGCCGUCAGUAGGGACGGGCGCUCCCGUGCCAGCCAAGCCGGUGCCCUCCCAAUCGGACUCAUUCCUUGCACUGAGAGCCUGACAAGGCAAGUCUUGUGAGUCAGGCUAAAGGUGGGUGACGUGAUUAGGGGCAGGGGAAUGUCGCUUCUUGAUAGGGCUGACGGAUCGAGCAAAGACAAGUCAGAUCCUUGCACGGCUGCUCUGACUGGUAGGUGGCCGAUGAGCUGUUACAGUUGUCGUGCCGGUCAAGCAGUAAGAUUACCGUGUAGGUCCAGAAGCCCUGAGCAUGACUGGGCUUUUAUCUGUCAGUUGACUGUCACCAUGUCCAGGGCCUCUAUGGGCUGGCAUGUUCUCGAUCCGGAAACCAUUCCGACUCGGCCAUCACAAGCCGAAGCCACUUCGUCCUUGCUUUCUGCCGCUAACGUGCUUCCCAACCGCGCUUGCGGCGGCUGGCCAAGAGAGCGAAUAGAAACGCUAGGGGUGGAAGACACUCGCGGCAUUUCUCAUCCAUCUGCAGCCGACAUGAGCUUUCGGGUCCCCGUCUGUUGGCCCGGUUUGCCUCGGGGACGGCCGCCUUUGCUGUCUCAUGAAAUGGCCAUGAAAAACCGUUGGAUCGGAACUAUGUGGUACGAAUCGGGCGAGCCUAAUGGGCUGCCAGGCAUACGCUCGCCAAGACGAGGCGGCGGGAUGUACCCGUCGAGGCUGAAUCCCUUGUUCGCGGAGGAAGUCGCGAUCUUGAUCAACGGAACGCCACACUCGAGAACAACCAUGACUGGAACACCCGGCUCGUCGGUUGAUGUACGGAACCAAGGUCCUGAUAAGCUCAACGAAUGGGUCGGGUACAGCAGGCGGGGGCCAGCUGUCAUGUUCCGUUUUCACGUCGUUUGGGGAGAUUUUGCCGAGGACGAGAAUUCCAAGGAUCGGGACAAUCGCUGCGAGAUGGGGCCUGCAUUCGUGUCAUGGCUCCUCUGGGAAACGGGAUGCUGGCAUGGUACCGUAUCCAUGCCCCCUGCCUGCUCAUGGCACGAUGGGGUAUCAUCCGGGGCAAUGCAGCUUCACCUCUCGUCUCGUGUCGCAGCUUCUCGGCUUUGCAAAGGCCGCCCCAGAUAACACUACGAUUCGCCGACUGAUAAGCCUGGGUGAAAUGGCGACCAAAGCCUCGCAAGCACGAAACCGUCUACAGGGCACGUUAUCUGUCGGGCCAAAGGCGCGUGCGCGUUGGUGAGCGAAGCAUUCCGAAACACGCCGGGUCACCGCUACUCUGAUACCAUAUGCAGGACCGACUAGGGGUCGGUCUCUUAUCGCGAUGAGUUAUUAGUUCAAGCUAUCGGUUUGCCCUGUUGUUGCGGUACCCGAACACCAACAGGGGACUGAGGCCGGCUCUGCAGAUAUGUCUGCCGCAGCCCUGUUGAUGUGAGACGGCUCCUUAUCUGGUCCGAGACUGUCGGCUCAAACAGGCAGUUGGGAUAGUGAAUUUGGAGUGGGUGUGUAACAUGGACGGCAGAGUUCGACAGAUGUUCUGGCGGAUUGGG